This is a messenger RNA of Gasterosteus aculeatus aculeatus (three-spined stickleback), 744 nucleotides long. NCBI's taxonomy places the organism in Eukaryota, Metazoa, Chordata, Actinopteri, Perciformes, Gasterosteidae. The record is from RefSeq and is a predicted model, not a curated record.
GUCAGAUCAACAACUGCAGGAGAGCGAGAGAGACCAGAGCCUCCGGCAAACACCCGAGCAGAUCCUCUAAUUCCAGACCGACCCCCCACGUCACCCCUCCCCCGAGGCCAUUUGUCGGAUUGCUCUGCGUCCACCAUGUCGACGGCCGUGGAAGCGACCGGGUUCGUGAUGUGCAUCGUCAGCUGGCUGAUCACCGGCUCCGCGCUGGCCAACGACUACUGGAAGAUGUCCACCGUGUCCGGCAGCGUCAUCAUCUCCCAGCGGCAGUUCGAGAACCUCUGGCACUCCUGCGCCGAGAACAGCGCCGGCAUCGCCGAGUGCCGAGACUUUGAGUCGCUGCUCGCCCUCCCCGCUCACAUCUCGGCGAGUCGUGCCCUGAUGAUCAUGUCUCUGCUGCUCGGCCUCGGCUCCAUGGUCGUGGCUCUGCUCGGCCUGAAGUGCAUCAAGAUCGGCUCGGCCACCGACCAGUCGAAGGCCAAGAUCGCGGUCGGCGGCGGCGUCCUGAGCAUGCUCGCAGGUCUGUGCUGCAUGAUCGCCGUCUCCUGGUACGCCUACAGGGUCGUGCAGGACUUCCACAACCCGUUCUUCGGCGGAGUGAAGUUCGAGCUGAGCACGGGGCUCUACAUGGGGUGGGGCGGAUCCUGUCUGGCCAUUCUGGGUGGAGCUUUUCUCUGCUCCGCCUGUAAGAGGGCGGCACCUAAAGGAAUGAAAAGGUACGAGCACACCUGAGUUCUCCUGCGGUUC